GAGAUGCAUCACUACCUUGAGCUGCUAGUGUCCAUCAAAACAUCCCAGAGUGGUCGAGCGAGGGUGAAGAAGUUCGACCUGCCCAACAUACUUCAUCUGGUGGUCGAUGUGGCCGACAGUGAUGACGUCAUCGCCCGACUGGAUGUCAUCAGACCGUAUGUAAACAAGAUCGACUGCGUUCUUCUGUACAGCUGGGAACCAAACCUAGUUUUCGACUCUCUUCUUAAGCAAAACUCAUUCACCCUUCUGGCUUCAAAACUGUGGAUCCUGCCCCAAGUAGUUGCAGCCAAGCUGUGCUCAGGAAAACAUGUCGCCUACAGUUCUAAAUGGCCGCCGAAAAUGCUCAUACAGUGUUUUGUUCAGGGAGAUAUUGGGCCAGAAAAAGUGGUGACAAGAUUACCGAAAAUUCUAGAAGAAAGUAUCAUUGAAGUUCAAGAGGUCGAACUAAACACGAGCAGAAACCACAUUGUCAAAAUGGGAUCGAUGCACAGAUUGCGAAAGUCAAUUAUGAAUGGCGUGAACAGAAUGUACUGGAGCCACUUGACAGACGGAGGCAGAGCGGAUGACGAAUUUGAGUAUUGGAAACAUUCUCCCCAAGAAAAGCGACUCAUUCCCUAUCGCCGCCCGCCCCAGCUACCUCGAAGCAGAUCAGACAUCUGGAUGCAGCACAUGGUCAUACCAGAUGUAGUUUGUCUAGUGCAGGGCUGGGAGGGUUACGGCUGCCGUGCGAACGAAAAAGUUCAGAAGGUGCGCGUGUUGGGUAUCUACAGUCCCCCCUACUGGCUGGAAUCAGACUACUCUGAGAAGGAGGGCUGUCUGGGACUGGCUUACAUGGCCAGAGUGUUCACGCAGUUAGACCAGAUAGGACAGCACGGGAAGAGAAACAGAGCAGAGGAAGGAAUACAGAAAAAAUGUGUCGAUGGGUUUGGUCUGGAGCUGUUGCGCAAACUGGCUAGUGACGUCGGCUUCAAAUACUCAGUGGCGGUGCUGAACAACUCUCAGUUCAGCCUUGGACAGAACUGGACACAAGUGGCUCAACUAGUCCAUACAAGGGCCAUAGAUAUCGUCAUAGGUCAGAUCCCGGCCUCUGUGGCUCUUCUACAGCAAGUCUCUUUCAGCACUCCUUACAGAUAUGACUCCCUCUGCAUCACUGUACAACGCAGGUUCCAGGGAGCCACUUUGACCUCAUUUCUGCGACCUCUGAACGUGGGAAUGUUUGUGUCCAUUUGCAUCACAGUGAACACAGUGGCCAUAGGUAUGGCCUGUCUGGAAUGGAACAGUCCCUUUGGUCUCACGCCCAGAGGAAGAAACAGAAGCAAGGUGUUCUCUCUGCCCUCUGCGUUGACUCUCUGCUGGAGUAUUCUGUUGGGCCACACUACUGAUUCCAGUACUCCGAAGUCGUGGAGUGCUCGCUGGCUGAUGAAUAUGUGGGCGGCACUUUGUGUGUACUUUCUGGCCUCCUACACGGCCAAAUUGGCAGUCUACAUGAUAGGCAGGACCACCUACCUACACCUCAGUGGAAUAAACGACCCCAAGAUUCUUUCCGGCGAAGUGUUACUUGGCACUGUGGAAGGUAGCUACGCACACGAGCAUCUGGAGAAAUUCUACGAGUUCCAGCCAGACCAGGCCCACCCACAUUAUUCAGCUGAUGAGGGAGUAGGGGGGAACGGGAAACAACUGAAACUAUACAACAACUUAUCACACGCCCUCUCUUCAUUACAGAGUGGGGACAUAGAUGGGAUUGUGUUUGCGAGGGGAGUGAUGGAGCACUUGGUGUCCUCCAACUUCCACUGCAGACUCUACAUUGUGGGCAACCCAUUCGCACACAUUCAAUAUUCCAUCAUGCUCAACAAACACGACCUACAGUCUCAGACGUGGUUCAACCUCUACCUGGGCAUCUACCACAGCAACAUGCAGAUUGAGGACAUGUUGGACAAGUGGCGCAAGGGGGUGCAGUGCGACCAUGACUCACAGCCCCUUCUGGUAGAACCCCAGCUGAGUGUCAACCACUGCCUCGGUCUCUUCCUCAUGCUGCUCAUUGGAGUCGCACUCGGCCUUAUAGGCAACAUGGUAGAAAGAGUGGUGGGUUGGAUGGUGAAGAGAAAGUUGGCCAAGGACCCCGGAGGAAGGAAGUGGCUGCUAAACUUCGUCAGACCCCUCUCUCAAAGACUGUAUCGUUGUGUGCAGUCUGAUGAGUUUGACGUGCCUGGUCUCUCAUCCAUUGUGACAUCCAUCUCCCAAUUCUGGACACGCCCACCUCCUCCUCCUCCGUCAGAUGAUGAUGACGUCAUCACAAACCAGAACAGCAACAACAACAACAUCUGUCGCUCCCAAGUCAUAGCCAACAGGAGAGAGAGCAGCUCUUUUUCUUUUUAA
This is a messenger RNA of Symsagittifera roscoffensis, 2376 nucleotides long. Its product is annotated as glutamate receptor ionotropic, NMDA 3A-like. The record is from RefSeq and is a predicted model, not a curated record. The transcript is spliced from 14 exons. Gene Ontology annotation, molecular function: NMDA glutamate receptor activity. Lineage: Eukaryota; Metazoa; Xenacoelomorpha; Acoela; Convolutidae. Gene Ontology annotation, cellular component: plasma membrane. The coding region runs from base 4 to 2376 and encodes 790 amino acids. Gene Ontology annotation, biological process: monoatomic ion transport; ionotropic glutamate receptor signaling pathway.